CCGGCAACCACACCACACCACGCUCCGGACGUCCACCGCCUACCAACCCCAACUCGUCCUACUCGCUCUCGCUGCUGCUGCCGCCUGACGACGCCUUCGCAUCGCACCCACACCGAACCGGGCCGGCAAGCUCUUUCUUUUCCCUCGUCAGACGCCAGCGAGCUCAGCUCAGCUGCUGCUUCAGUCAGCUCGCCGCGCGCCGCAGCUUCCGCCCCCUCCGCCCGCCGGCUCGCCCGCCGCGAGCUUCCCUCCCCUCCCCUGCCCCCACGGAAUGCCCUCCCCGCCCGGCCGGCCGGAAGAGUAGCGGCGGUAGGCGGCGUCCGGACCGAUGGCGGGGCGGCCGGGGUACGUCACCCUGCCGAUAAUCUCGGUGCUCGCCGCGAUCGGGUACGUCUACUACACCACGGUGUUCCUCGCGGUCCCCGCGUGGCUGGGGCUCGCCACGGCGGCGGGGGUCGCCAACGCCGCGGCCUACACCGCGCUCGCGCUCGCCUGCGUCGCCACCUACGGCCUCGCCAUCACGCGCGACCCGGGCCGCGUGCCGCCGGCCUUCGUGCCCGACGUCGAGGACGCCCAGACCCCCAUCCACGAGAUCAAGCGUAAGGGUGGUGAUUUGAGAUAUUGCCAGAAGUGUUCACAUUAUAAACCUCCUCGUGCACAUCAUUGUCGUGUCUGCAAGAGAUGCAUUCUGAGAAUGGAUCAUCACUGCAUUUGGAUUAACAAUUGUGUUGGACACGAGAAUUACAAGAUUUUCCUAGUGUUUGUGCUAUAUGUUGCAACCGCAAGCCUCUAUUCUAUGAUUCUGAUAAUUGGGGCUGCUGUGCAUAGUGCACCUAAAGAUGAACAAUCAGGCAGUGAUUCCCCAAGAUCAUCAAUAAUUAUUUGCGGUGUCAUUCUAUGUCCAAUACUAUUGUCCACGUCAAUUCUCUUGGGUUGGCAUGUUUACCUCAUCUUGCAUAAUAAAACCACUAUCGAGUACCAUGAAGGAGUUAGGGCGAUGUGGUUGGCAGAAAAGGCUGGAAAUCUUUACCAUCAUCCAUAUGAUCUCGGGUUCUAUCAUAAUACAUUUUCAGUGCUAGGGCCCAAUAUAUUGUGCUGGCUCUGCCCUGUAUCAAGGAACACAGGCAAUGGCAUUCGAUUCCGCACAUCAUAUGAUAUUCCAUUAUCCACAUCAGCAUUCAAAAAAGAAGAGCAUUUGUCAAUGUCUUGAAACUCUUGCAUUGAGAGUGUAUUCUGUGGGAUUCAAAUGUGUGAAUGUAAGAUACAAGGGGAGCAGCUUUGAGAGGGUCUCCUUCGGGCUCCAAGAAUAUAUGUUAAGUUAGAAAUCCUAACUUAGUUUAGUUAUCCCAGUCUAUUUGACAUACUUGAUGAGAAAAGUGCUGAUUCCGCUGUAAAUCUGGAGUAGUCUGUAUACAGAGGCCUGGGCUGAAGGCUCAAAAAGACUGCUCCUCUGUUGUAAUGUAAAUGGCUGAAGUUCGUUGCGGUCUCAUGUCAUAGGGACAAAUAUCCAAGGUACUCAAAUCUGUAUAGAGAGUUGUUCUUAAAUAGAAGUUGGCAUUCGUGGAA
Molecule: messenger RNA, 1566 nt
Organism: Lolium perenne
Lineage: Eukaryota; Viridiplantae; Streptophyta; Magnoliopsida; Poales; Poaceae
Product: probable protein S-acyltransferase 16
Molecular function (GO): palmitoyltransferase activity
Source: RefSeq, a predicted model, not a curated record